ACUGGGUCGGACCAGAUUCCGAGUGAAUUGUGCUCGGCGGUAAAGAAUUCGUGCAGCCCGCGGUUAACGAUCCGGUUACAAUCGUCACGAAAUAAAAUGGCCCACGUGGUAGUCUUGGAUCGUUGCGGUUCAUCGGGUUCCGCAUUUUUCGCAAUUCGUCCGCGAAAUCUGUACAUCGAUAGUUCGAGUUACUCUCCAAAAAAACAAUCAGUAGCACAUAAAUUAAGUUAAAUAUUUGAAUCGGAGAGGCAACGCGAUGAGCUCGACUGUGAAAAAACAGGGACUGCGGAAAUCUGCAGCACGGUGAUAAACCGGGAGUAAAAAGGAAAAGGAAAAGGAAAAUUGGUGAAAAUUUUUUCAUCGUUCUCGGCGUUCCGCUGGAGUGAUUUUUUACCCGUGUACAGGUAGCGCGAUCCUCUCGGUUCGAGAGGACGUGGCAACAUCGGUGAGGAGAGUUUAUCCUUUCGGUGAGAAACACACGUCGGUUCCCGGUCUCAGAAGUGGCCGCAGGUCGAUCUCAGCAUCGCGCGCGCAAUGAUUGUCUGACCUGGGUUUAUCCGAUUCCGGAAAGCGGUGAUUUGUGGUCCGGUGAAAAGAGGAAGAGAACGGGGAAAAAUCGAUAGAUCGGAUCCUGUCGUGCGAUCGUUUGGAUCAGCGAAGCUGUGAGCGGUGGGACGUCGAAUUCCUGCGGAAGUGCGGGAGGAUAUAAUAUCGGUGAAAAACGUGUUUGUUUGACGGUACAGAACUAGCUAACCACCUCAGAGGGUGAGGAUAGGUGAUCCAUCUUGGGACGAGGUUGAAGUUGGUAACGUUAUUGUAACUGCUGUAAUAAAGCGUGGUGGAAACAAUAUCUGGAGGAUUAAUUCCGGUAUUCGAUUCCUGAUCUCGGAAGGAUCUUUUCGGGAUUCUUAACUCUUGGAUACCAUGGCCAGACGGAGAAUGGCGGGCAGGUCCGCAGUCGGAGGAUCGGCUGCGGGGGCGGCUGGAGUGCCAGGAGAAGCAGGACUCGCGGGAGUUCCUCGACUACUUGAAGAUUUGGCAAGAUUAUCGGAGGACACGGAAUCCGCCGACAUAGUAUUUUUACUCGGCAGGGAGGAAACCCCGAUCUACGCCCACAAGAUUAUCCUCCAGUCUAGGUGCAAAAGUUUCACGGCAUCGAAAAGGAUGGGAUCUCCUGGGAAUCCAACACCCGUAAGAAUGCCUCAUGCGCACCCGGAAACUUUCCGACAGUUUAUCAAUUACAUAUACACUGGAAAGAUAAUGCUACAGGACAGUGGAAUAUUCGAGAUGCUAGGUUUGGCCCAGGAACUGGGCGUCGAAGAAUUGUGGAGGAGUUGCGAGGAUCAUGUUUCGUCAACCCUGAGUCCCGGAAACGCUUGCACCUUGCUGACGGCAGCCCUCGAGGCUCAGGAUAACAUGCCAGGUGGAAAAAGUGCCUGCUCGACGUUUAUAGACCGCUGUUAUGCUUUUAUCGGUGAGAAUGCGGUCGAAACGGUAAAAACGACGUCGUUUUGUACCCUGCCAAAAGAUGCAUUGAUCAAGCUGAUUGCAUCCGAUUACCUUGCACUCGAAGAAGAGGAUGUUUGGAGGGCAGUUCUAAGCUGGGCAAAGUACCAGGCAGGAGUUACUCAGCCUACUCAGCACUGGACCGAGGAAGAAAGAGUUCGAGUUUGCCAGCACUUGUCUGGCGUUAUCAAUUACGUUCGCCUUCUCCUGAUCGACAGUCAAGUAUUCGCAGAGGAAGUUGAACCGACCGGAGCUGUGCCGAUGGAAUUAUCUUUAGAGAGGUACAGAUAUGCCGCCCUACCGAACAAGUAUGCAGAAAUAUGCUCGGACAAGAGACUCCAGCCGAGAGUCAGUCUCAUCCUGUUUCCAGGAUCCCAAAUAUUGUCGCGAGACAAAAUUGCCUUCCAGCGACUCUUGAAUCAGUGGUACGGCAUUCAGAAACAGACGUGGAGACUCAUUUAUAGAGCUUCGAAUCACGGUUACUCAGCAGCAUCCUUUCAUCGACACUGCGACGGCAUCUUUCCCACAUAUGUUCUAGUUAUGGGAGGACGUGGUGAAAUAUGUGGAGGAUUCAGCGAUGUUCCUUGGGGAAAGAUUACUACGAAGGGGUAUUACGUCUCAUCGGAAAAAGCCUUCCUCUUCACACUGACCAACAACCAAGAUGUCCCACCCACGAAAUACGACAUCGUCAAAAAACCAUUCGCAAUUUGCUACCAUCCAGAAAUCGGUCCGAUAUUUGGCGCGGGUGCCGAUCUCCUGAUAGCCAGCAACUGCAACGUCAACACCGAAAGUUACAGCAACUUGCCUCACAGCUACGACGGCGAGCAUGCAUCUAGCAGCAUCUUGAUGGGGGAUUACCACUUCACGGUCCUAGACUAUGAAGUAUUCACUCUGAAUCAUACUGGUGUUAAGCCAGCUCUAAUUUUCGCACGGAGUUCCGAUCGCCGACGCAGCUCGAAAGCGACUGGCUGCAGAUAGCUGAUCACGAUGUAAACAAUCAACGACACUCGGUACUCGUUCGAUGUUCUGCGAUCCAUUUACAACCUUCAGAGAAACUGAAAUUCAGCUUUUGUUUUGGUCGCGUUAUGUUCCAUCGCUGUAGUUAGGUUAGGUAUCAUAUUUUAAGUUUAGUAAUAUGUGAUUUUAUUUGUAUUACGUAUGUAGAUUGUAGUAUGUUACGUUAUAUUGUAAAUAUUGUGACAUGUGACUGGUACAAAAAAAAGAAAAAUAAAUAAAUAAACGAAAACAAUAAAACAAUACC
Messenger RNA from Neodiprion fabricii, 2767 nucleotides. RefSeq lists its product as uncharacterized. The coding region runs from base 925 to 2484 and encodes 519 amino acids. Gene Ontology annotation, molecular function: protein binding. NCBI's taxonomy places the organism in Eukaryota, Metazoa, Arthropoda, Insecta, Hymenoptera, Diprionidae. The record is from RefSeq and is a predicted model, not a curated record. The transcript is spliced from 12 exons.